AGGAAAAAACUCGUCGGUUCCCAUAUGGCUCCCAUCCACGCGAGCCGCCUCUUAGAGCCGAUUCGUUCGCGACCUACACAUCACUGUUCCUGGAGAAAUCUGACGCGCACAGAAGCAACACCAUUGGCGGUCCUUGGAGGAAUUGUCGUGCAGUGUCACUAUGAUGGUCAAAUGAAAGCAGAUUGUGUUACUAAGUCCAGCAGAGAAGAGAAAAAAUAACACAGGGUCCGUCACUACUGGUGAAGCACAUUCCUACAUCACCAGCGGAUGAUUAACUGCAGCAGCAGCAGGUUUUUAUUGCUGUCAGGCUCAUCACCACCAGGGAGACCGGUCCUGCUCGGCUGCCGGUCCCCGGAGAAGGAGACGUUCACCUGCUGGUGGGACCCGGGCAUGGAUGGUGGACUGCCGACCACACACCGCCUCUACUACCAGAGAGAACGAUUGGAGGGAACGCACGAGUGUCCAGACUACCACUCAGCUGGGAGGAAUACCUGUUUCUUUGACAAGAACCAUACGUCCAUUUGGGUGGACUACUACCUGACAGUGGUGGCCUGCAAUGCCCUCGGGAACGCCACUUCAGACGUUUUCAAGAUAGACGUGAUGGAUAUUGUCAAGCCCGACUCACCUGAGCGUGUGGCGCUGGAGGUGGAAAAUCGUGCGGAAAGUCCGAGUCUACACGUGAGCUGGGAGCAUCCGCGGAAUGUGGACACCAAAUCUGGCUGGGUCACGCUGGAAUAUCAGCUAAGGGCCAGACGACAACAACAACAAGGCAGCAACAACUGGAAGGCAUACAAGGCUGGUGCACAAACCCGAUUCACGCUCUACAGCGUCCAUCCAGGAGCAGUGCUCAUGGUCCAGGUGCGCUGUCGACUAGACCACGGAAUCUGGAGCGAGUGGAGCGACACCUCCUACGUGAAGAUCCCUAACAAUACUGCUAAGGAAAAACCCUUAUGGAUCUUGGUUUUGGCUCUCUCUGCCUCUCUCUUUCUAGCCGCUCUGUGCAUUGUGGUCACCAAGAGGAAAAGUGUGACACAGUAUCUGCUUCCGCCUGUUCCGGGUCCAAAGAUACGAGGGCUUGAUGUCACACUUCUCAAGAGUGGGCGACCUGAAGACCUGGUCAGUGCUCUGAUCAUCAGUCAGGGAUUUCCUUCUCCCGUGGCCUGGAAGGACCAUAUGGACGACUACCUGAUGGUGUCAGACAACGUCAGCGGGCUUCUACCAGACAAAGGGAGGAGGAGCUUAGUUAUGCCCCCAGGCUUCGGCUUCGACUCCAAACACAAGAAUGGAGUGGAGCGGAAGAAGUCUGAUUCGUCCAGCCUGAUGACUCAAUCAGUCGUAAACCAGGACGUGUUAAAUCCCGACACAGCCAACUGUCCCUACGUGGACCUCGGGAUGCAUGUGGAACCCACGCCAGAGUCGGACUACAGCAAAGGGAAAGAGAUGAAGUCUACCAAUGUGCUCCUCCUGGAGAAAGGAAACCAAUCGAGCUACGUGGACGUGCCAAGACCAGCGUCCCUCCUUGAGGACUACAGCCAGGUGGAGAAGGUGAACGGUGACAAGAGAAUGGUGAUCCUCCAGAAAGGGGCUGGACAGCUGGACUCCUCAUGUAGAGAAGCACAGCACAGCAACAGAAAGACAGUGCCCAGAAACCCUCACAGAGACAUGGAUCUCAUAGAUGGAGGAUAUGUGGACAAGGUCCCGACUCCAAUGCUCGGAAAACCCACUGUGAUGUAGUGAAGGAUCGGUUCCUUUUAUACAUAAACACACACACAAAACAACCUACCUCUGUUGUUGAGAAACAUGUUUCAUUUUCAACAUUUACCAAUUAUGACAUUUGAAAAAUAAUGGUACAUUUCCACCAACCCCAAUUUUUUUUCCUGAUGAAAGUACCUAGCAGAAAAGUUGAACUUUUCAGAUUCCCAGGGACUUUUGAGGUUUGGUGGAAACCACACAUAUCAGCAGGAGUUUACAUACGUAAAUAAAUUCCAGGUAAUAAAAGCUGGUGUCUUUGUUCAACGACACUUUAAACGUUUUGUUUAUUUUCAAGACAAAAUGUUUCAACAAGAUUGGGUGCACAAAAACAAGACGAGAUGUUAACAUUAAUUUUAAGAAAAGGACAAUGAAAAAACCAUGACUGGACAAGAAACUUUUUUAUUUAACCGAGUCACAAAAAAAUGCAGGUGCGUUUUGAAAUGUUUAUUGUCCCACAAAUGGAUGCUAAACGAUAAUAUUGUCAACAUUUUUGAGGCCAAAUGAACCACUGUUAUAAUAUAUAAUAAUAAUAAUGUCAGCUUUAAUAAUCCCAGCUUGUAUCGAACACAACCAACUGUGCACUGUUUAAUGUCUUAUCUACUUGUCUUUGUUUAUUUAAGUCAGGGCUGUCAGCUGUCCUUUGAUGUUUAUCAUUUUAAAAAGUUAAACAUAUAUUUUAAGAAAAACUUAAUGUUUGUAUUGGUGAUUAGUCUCAACAUUUUAGCUUUGUCUAGUUACAUUAUGCCUUUUUGCUCCAUUUUUCAAAAUUUUAUUUCUGCAAUGAGUUCCACAGAUGGUCCCUGCAGUUGCACUGUGGAGGGGUUUCUGCAGCUUUCAGACCCGCAUUGCAUUGCACGGUGGUACAAAAGCGGUGUUCCGCUCUGUUUGCCUGCGUGGCGGAUACUUCACCUUUGUUGACCGCUUGUAUAUAAUUACCCAACAACGCAAGAAACACUUCCCGUCUUUCACUUUCAAUGUGCACGCUAAAUAUAUCAACCAUGUUGCUAUAUUGUCAGCAUCUCCUCUAUGUAUGAGGUUUGUUAUGAAGCAGAGUUAUUUUUGCCACAGUACCACUAAUGUUGAUGGUGAUUAAUGGUAACGGCGAUUAAGGGUGCAGACAAGUCCGAGCAUCGACGUGUUUUGAUCUAACAAGUUUUAAUUAACUCUGAUGAAAUGUAUACUUACUACAGGUUCUGCUUGGACAUUAACACCGCUGCAGCUGUUGAAGCACUUAAGGUGCGGUUCUAAUCCCACCUCGUGAACUGCCACUUCCAUAUUAUACUGUAUUAUCAUGCAUAAUUCAGUCUGAUUGGCUUCUGUCUGCCCUUUUUUCAGGAGACAGCUUUUCUCCAAAUGAGAACUCUCGGGUCACAUUUGAAUCUUGCAAGAUCUCGUGACACUCCUAGUAUUAAUUGAACAUUAUGUUUAUUCUUUUGGUUGUAGCGGGCAGUGGUGUGGUGUUGAAUCGUAGUAUUCGUCAGUCAAGAGGCACAAAAAAAAACAAUAUUCUCCCGUUUCUUCAGUUUGCGUAAUUUGAGCAGAAAAACUUUGACACAGGUAGUAAAACAAACGCAAUGCCAGAUUGUUUCCGAGUUUGCUGUUCAUUUCACAUUUAGUUCUUUCAACAUAAGGAGUUAAACACAGUUUGAAUUGCAUUUGUGACAAGCAAACAAAAAAAGAAUGAAAAUGAUUUUAACUUGACCUUUCCCCACACUAAUGCCGUAUCACACAUUCAUCCAAGCUAUGAAAACCAUUUCAUAAAAACACAAUAUUAUAACUUUUUUUUAAUUUUUAAAUCAGCAGUAUUUCAAAAUUUCAUUCAUUUGCUUUUUUAUUCUUUAUUUUUUUACCUCCCAAUGUAUUCUAUAUUUAAUCACUUUGUCUUUUUCACCCACAAAUGUCAUCAAGGUGGUUUGAUUGCCUUCAAAUUAUGACUGUUACUGAAUGUACAUGAUCUUACUAAAGCUAAGCCAGUGUGAGAGUGUUUUAUCACGGCUUCUACAGAUCUCCAGUCUGCUUGACACACACCUGAGGAGCUCUCAUGAUGACACCUUCACAGCUUGGCUACUUCUUGUUGAAUCAUUAAAAAAAAAAAACAA
Molecule: messenger RNA, 3851 nt
Organism: Dunckerocampus dactyliophorus (ringed pipefish)
Lineage: Eukaryota; Metazoa; Chordata; Actinopteri; Syngnathiformes; Syngnathidae
Gene: prlrb
Product: prolactin receptor b
Exons: 9
Coding region: 268-1734 (488 amino acids)
Biological process (GO): cytokine-mediated signaling pathway
Cellular component (GO): signaling receptor complex; external side of plasma membrane
Molecular function (GO): cytokine binding; cytokine receptor activity
Source: RefSeq, a predicted model, not a curated record